AUGGCGGAUGAGAAGAUGAUUCGAAGUGAAGCUAGUAGUAGUAGAAGCAACAGCAACAAUGGUAGAGGCGAGAGUGUUGUCUUCGACGUUGGUCGAGGGAGGAGAUCUUGCGGUUAUUGUAAAUCCAGUUCAUACACCAGUAUAACUCACGAUUUAAGGGCACACAGUCUGACAGUUUAUGACUAUCAAGGCUUUCUUGACAAAGGUUGGAGGAGAGCUGGCUGCUUACUUUACAAACCUGAGAUGGAAAAAACAUGUUGUCCAUCUUACACAAUACGUUUGAAGGCGAGUGAUUUUGUUCCUUCCAAAGAGCAAGUCCGAGUAGCUAAACGGAUGCAAAGGUUUAUAGAUGGUACACUGAAUGUAAAAAAACCUUGUGAACUUGUUGAGAUUUUUUCAUCAACCGGUCCAUGCAAUCUUUCCAACAGUGAAUGCAGAAGUUCAGUACAUAGAAACUUCUUGGCAGAUAAUGGAGUACAGAAGAACAUCCUUGAGCAAGUGACCCGCCGUUUGUCUGACCAGAUUGAUUCUGUUGUACAUACAUGCAUAAAGCAAGGUAAGUUUCCUCCUGAUAUUCAAUAUCCUAAAGCGUCCGUCAAAAGUGUUGCACCAGCCACAAGGAAGUUACUAGCUGAAGGAUCAGAAGAUCUUUUGUAUUCCAGCAACAUUUCUUUUCAGAUUGCUGCUGCUCUAAGACGAGCCAAUAAGGAUGCCGAUUUGUCAAAAUCAACCGACAAUUGCACAGAAAAAAGCAAUAGGUGCCGAGAUCCUAACCCGAAAUUUAUUGCUGAUGAGCUGUCAAGUCAUUUAAGUAAUUUAGUGCCAGCUUUUGGUUUCUCCAUAAAAGCCUGCAAUGGACACAUAAAUUUCUAUUCUACGGAAAUACAAGCUCAGCCAGAUGUAGUAGUUGGAAAGGCUUCAAUUUCUAAAGACUCAUCCACAGGCAAUGGUAACAAAAGCUGUUCUUUAGACUUUGCUGGAAAAUUCCAGGCUAAAGGACCAAACCUUGAAAUCCGUAUGAAAAAGUCCAGUUUUGAUCCAGAAGAAUAUGCAUUGUAUAAGAGAUACCAGAUCCAAGUGCAUAAUGAUGCACCAAAUCAUGUGACCGAAAGUUCUUACAAGCGAUUCCUGGUGGACAGUCCAUUAGUCUUUGUACCAUCAAGCCGAGAUAGCACCUCUCCUCCUUGCGGAUUUGGUUCUUUCCAUCAACAAUAUUUGAUCAAUGGCAAGCUAGUUGCUGUUGGUGUUAUAGAUAUUCUCCCGAGAUGUUUGUCGAGUAAAUAUUUGUUUUGGGAUCCGGAUCUUGCCUUUUUGUCGCUUGGUAAGUACUCGGCACUACAAGAAAUAAAUUGGGUGUUAGAGAAUGAAGGCCAUUGUCCUAGCCUACAGUAUUAUUAUCUUGGCUACUAUAUUCACUCCUGCAACAAGAUGAGAUACAAAGCAGCAUACCGUCCAUCUGAGCUUCUCUGUCCUCUUCGUUACCAGUGGGUUCCAUAUGAUAUUGCAAAGAGGCUACUUGAUAGAAAACCGUAUGUGGUACUAUCUGACUUUGCCACCUUGCAAAAUGAGGAGCCUUCGUCACAUGCAUUUGAAGAGAAUAUGGGACAAGAAGACGAACCUUGCCCAGAAGAAUCAAAUGACAUUCCUAUUGAUGAUGAUGAAGAAAUGUCUGAAAUUGAUUUUGAACAUUCAGAUGAUGGAUCUGAACCAGAAACCACGGCCCCCACAGAAACAAGAAAAGAAGAUAUCAGUAACGACGUUAUUGGUUUGAACGGAAUGCAUAAAGAUACAAGGGACCCUUCUACCACAGUUAACAUUUUCAUUCUUCCUGCUCCUGCAUAUUGGUUACGUCAUUAUAGGGCAUUAGUUAAAAAAUCAAAGAGGAAAAGUACACCAACCGUCCCUGUGGUUUGCUCAAACACCACCAGUUGUCACUGCAGUUUUGAAAUUACACCAGACCCCCCAUCGUUUCAAUUUGCUUACACCAUUCACCCCUGCCUCUAAUGGGCGUUAAGUUGGGGGGCAUUUUGGUGAUUUUGGUUAGACCGGCAAAAACCAUAUUUUUUGAGGUUUCUUUAACCGGUAACCUUUGUGUGUUUGCCAAAGUAAUUCCAUAAACCCUAAAAUAACUUGGUAACAUUUAAGCUCUUCUACCGAAACCGGUGAAAUCACGUGCUAAUAAGGUUUAAUUUAAUAAGAUGACAUAUAAAGUUGAAGCCUUACUAUAAUUAGCAAAUUUGUGUAUUAGUGAUCAAGGGAGAGACUCGAGGGACUGCCACAAUGAUUGAGUGAAAAAUUGGUGCUAGGUGAUCGACAUUUCUCUUCAUCUCUGUUACGCCCCAAGCACAAAGCAAUAUGCUGGAUCAGUAACUUUUAAUCCAAUUUAAAACCAUGGUGGAACUAAAUCUACUGUUCUACGCAUGUGGGAUUGGUUGUUACAUCUCCGUCUACAGCUUUUGUGGGCUGGAAUUUGUAAAAGAUGUUCUUGAAUGAUCUUUCAAAAUUCCGGUAUAUGAUUAUUUUUGUUUGUUUUAAGGAUAUACAAUAAGCUUUAGGAGCAAAAGAAAGGCAAUAUUUGGAAAGUCAGUUGCAUAGACACUUGAGAGUUAUGGGUAUGGAUGUGUCUGCGCGAAUGGUGUAUUCUCUUGGCUGAUAUCAUUUUGCUUGUUCAGUUAGAGGCAAGUAUGCUCCCUUUUGGGGAGAUGG
Molecule: messenger RNA, 2706 nt
Organism: Cynara cardunculus var. scolymus (artichoke)
Lineage: Eukaryota; Viridiplantae; Streptophyta; Magnoliopsida; Asterales; Asteraceae
Product: arginyl-tRNA--protein transferase 2-like
Exons: 5
Coding region: 1-2004 (667 amino acids)
Biological process (GO): protein arginylation
Cellular component (GO): cytoplasm
Molecular function (GO): arginyl-tRNA--protein transferase activity
Source: RefSeq, a predicted model, not a curated record